AUGGCAGAGCAACAGACCUUUACUAUUCAGAACCGUGAGCGAAUUCAGGCAGUGGAGAGCACCUUUGGCCGCACUGGAAAGAUGCUUCUAAAACCAGGCCGUUUUCUGGUGGGAGAGGGCUGCUUGUUAAAGCUGUGCAGACGUGGACCCAAACCCAAAGCGUUCUUCCUCUUCAAUGACGUGUUGGUCUACGGUAGCAUCAUGGUGCCCGGUCUCUGGAACAAUAAUCAGAAACUCAUUCCUUUGGAGGAUGUGCAGCAGGAAGAUCUGGAAGACGGAAUGGCCAUGCCCAACCAAUGGCUCAUCCGCACGCCACGCAAGUCUUUCUACGUGUCUGCGCCCUCGUCUGAGGAAAAGAAUGCGUGGAUGGCACAUAUUGAGCAGUACAAGUCCCUCCUAGUGCAAGCUAAGGGCUUCCCCACUGACGGUGCUGCGGGGAACUUCGCUGCCACCUGGAUCCCUGACAUGGCAUCAGCCAUCUGCAUGCGCUGCUCAAAGCUAUUCAACGUUGCCAAUCGGAGGCACCACUGCAGGAGGUGCGGCUAUAUAGUAUGUAAAGCAUGCUCAAAGAGCCGGGCCUUGAUGCCAAACAUCUCCUCCAGACCGGUGAGAAUUUGCCGGGCCUGUGUGAGCAGGGUUCAUGAAGGAAAAGAGCAGGGAAAUAAGAGAGCUAAGGGAAAGCACUGGAAGAAGUACUCCGUAGAGGACACGCCAACAAUACCUGAGUUUGAGACGUCCAGUGAUGAGGAGUCCAGUGAGCAGGGGUACCAGGUGCCCACCAAGUGGUUCAAGAGCCCGGAGGAUGAGGAUUACUCCCCAUAUUGCUACAUAAAGGCCGAGCACAGGAAUCCUCCCAUCAGUGGACUCUGAACUUAACAGAUGUGAAAAAGUAUUAUUAUGAACUAUGCUCAAACUUAUCAGAGGCACAGAGACUGAAAUGAAUAGCAGUAAUUAUGAAGUGUUUUGCACAAAUGUAUUUGAGUCACUUUUGGGACUUGUGUUUUGCACUUGUAUUUGUAUGUAUGUAUAUUUGAAUGUAUGUAUAUCUAACUUCACUGAAUGACAAAUGUUUAUAUUAUAGCUUAUAUAUGUAUAUUAAGUGAACACUGUGACUUUUGCAAUCAGUACAAUAAAUAAGCAUUAUUAUAAAAUACUUUGGUGAGUGUACUAAACACACACAAACCAUUAUCUGUGACUGUAAAUGUUUAUUUAUAAACUGAAGAAAUAAUUAAAACAUUCCUAAAUUCUAACAGUGUGGAUUACAUUCAAUUCAAUAUCUUCAACAGAAGUAUUCUUACUUCUAAGACCUAUGACGAUUAAGUUAUCAAAGAAAGUAUUACAAUAGAUUGCAAUAAACAUACAAA
This is a messenger RNA of Cyprinus carpio (common carp), 1364 nucleotides long. Its product is annotated as pleckstrin homology domain-containing family F member 2-like. Gene Ontology annotation, molecular function: phosphatidylinositol binding; metal ion binding. The record is from RefSeq and is a predicted model, not a curated record. NCBI's taxonomy places the organism in Eukaryota, Metazoa, Chordata, Actinopteri, Cypriniformes, Cyprinidae.